CACGUCACGCAGUAAGGCACCAUGGGUAAGCGUAAGGCUAAGAAGCGCUCCAACUCCACCCUUAAGACCACCUCUUACUUCAAGAGGUUCCAGGUGAAGUUCGCGCGUCGCCGCUUGGGCAAGACGGACUACUAUGCCCGCCAGCGCCUGAUCCUCCAGGACAAGAACAAGUACAACUCCCCCAAGUACAGGUUCUCCGUCCGCUUCACCAACCGCGAUGUGAUCUGCCAGGUGAUCUACGCCACCAUCAAGGGAGACGUGACCAUCUGCGCGGCGUACUCGCACGAGCUCCCCAAGUACGGGAUGAAGGCUGGCCUCACCAACUAUGCCGCCACCUACGCCACCGGACUCCUCUGCGCGCGUCGUCUUCUGACCAAGUACGACCUCGCGGAGACCUACGAGGGUAACACCGAGAACCUCGGCGAGGAUUACAACGUCGAGGCUGAGGGCGACCGCCGUCCUUUCAAGUGCUUCCUCGACACCGGCCUCGUGCGCACCUCCACCGGAUCCCGCGUGUUCGCCGCGCUCAAGGGUGCUGUGGAUGGUGGCCUCGACAUCCCCCACAACGACAAGCGCUACGCCGGCUACGAUCUCCAGGACAAGUCCCUCGACACCGAGACUCUCGAGCGCUACAUCAAGGGUGGUGUCGUCGCCGAGUACGCCGAGGAGAUGGAGGAGGAGGAGCCCGAGAAGUACCAGGAGCACUUCAAGAACUACCACGACCAGGAGUUCGACCCCACCGAGCUGGAGGACAAGAUGGAGGAGGUCUUCGAGGCGAUCCGCGAGGACCCCACGCACACGAAGAAGGCCCGCUCUAAACCCGCCGACGCCAAGGUUUGGAAGCCCCGCAAGCUCACCUACGACCAGCGCAAGGCUGCCCUCAAGGCUAAGCUCGAGGCUCUCGUCGCCGCGUGAGAGGUACGAGGACGUACGAAGGUGUUGGGUUAAAGGGCACGACGGACGCCGCGCGUAUAGGCGUCGGCUGCCGUCGAGCCUAGGUGCGUUUCAGAGGAGCAGGACACGUGUAAUUUGAGACGUGAUUUAC
Molecule: messenger RNA, 1045 nt
Organism: Micromonas commoda
Lineage: Eukaryota; Viridiplantae; Chlorophyta; Mamiellophyceae; Mamiellales; Mamiellaceae
Exons: 3
Coding region: 22-915 (297 amino acids)
Biological process (GO): ribosomal large subunit assembly; translation
Cellular component (GO): cytosolic large ribosomal subunit; ribosome
Molecular function (GO): 5S rRNA binding; structural constituent of ribosome
Source: RefSeq, a predicted model, not a curated record